Messenger RNA from Anopheles nili, 648 nucleotides. It is a transcript of the gene mRpL32, whose product is annotated as 39S ribosomal protein L32, mitochondrial. Bases 23 to 625 code for a protein of 200 amino acids. NCBI's taxonomy places the organism in Eukaryota, Metazoa, Arthropoda, Insecta, Diptera, Culicidae. The record is from RefSeq and is a predicted model, not a curated record. The transcript has 3 exons. Gene Ontology annotation, biological process: translation. Gene Ontology annotation, cellular component: mitochondrial large ribosomal subunit. Gene Ontology annotation, molecular function: structural constituent of ribosome.
UUUCCUCUACAACAGUAUCAUCAUGUAUCGCUUUUUAAAUCGCCUAUCAAACUCGAUCAGAAGCCUCGAAAGUUAUAUUUUUGGAGGCAAUGGGUUUCCACCAGGAACUCUAGCAUUGGCUCAAGUUGACUGUAUGCCGAUGCACGCUUCAUCAAAUCCAAAGAAAGCAUUUUCUCUACGCGAUCUGAUAGGGGAUGGUCUUUUAUGGGCCGUACCGAAGCACCGUCGAACUGUAGAAAAACGACACAAGAGAAAAUAUGGCUCUCCUCAGUACAAGCUAAAGAUUUUUCUACCAAAAACACAUUUGCGAUCCUGUGCAACGUGCGGUAGUGAUCAUGAAGUAGGAGUGUUGUGCCCUGUGUGUUACAAAAAAAUACGCACUGAAACUGAAUUGAUGCAAGAGAACAUUCAAAAGGAGCUAGGCUUAGACCCAGUGGACAAAGAGGUAGUGGUAUUGUACGAUCGCGAAAAGGAUGAACAGCCAGAUGAGUUUUGGCAAGGAAAGCGUAUCGUGGAGAUGGAAAAACGCCGCCCCAUGUGGUUCAGCAAAAACAUGCUUCAAAAAUCUACACAAUCACAGUCCGAACCGGACGAACUGAAGCCGGGCCAUGAAAAGUUGGGCUAAAACAUUUGGAAAUAGUGUUGUAA